Molecule: messenger RNA, 3871 nt
Organism: Klebsormidium nitens
Lineage: Eukaryota; Viridiplantae; Streptophyta; Klebsormidiophyceae; Klebsormidiales; Klebsormidiaceae
Source: the annotation of a GenBank genome assembly
AUUAAACGUUAUGCCAGCACUCCUGCAGAGAGGAUGGCGGUCAUGGAAAUGGACCGUGAGCCGCCCUCGUUUGCUUAGCAUCGUGGCCGGAGCCUUUUUGCAGCUGAAGUUGAGGUGCUCACUUGCUCGGCCUGACGACAACGGUCAUCACCACCUCUGUUGGUUGAGUUGAUCCGGAGCUUUCGCCAUUCCUGUGCAGCAUACAAGGUGCUGUACAGGCAGGAUUCCAUUCGGUGCACAAAAUCGUGGUCCGAUUUGCAUAGGCUAGGCUUUCGACCCUAAAAGCAACUGCUGAGAUUUGCGUAGCUGCCCGACCACUUGAGGAUAACCUCGAUUUGCGCUGAACACGUGGUGGAAGUUGUUGCAGACAAAGGUCGUGUGCCGCUUUGGUCUGAUCCUUGUUUGAGGGAAAGAUCUGCACCGCAACUUUUGGUGCUGGUGGACUGCUGCCGUUUCCUACUGCCCCCAAAAUGCAGCGCCCCCCUGGGCCUCCCCCGCCGUACUUGCAGCCGGGGCAGCAGCAACAGCAACCAGGCCAGCCCCCCCAGCCGCAGCCUAAUGCCCCUCCGCCUGGCCCCCCUGGCCCCGUCCCGUCAUUCCGCCCCUCUGCGCCUGCCCCUGGCGCCCCCCCUCCUGGUGUGCCUGGUCCCGUCCGCUAUGCUGCUCCUGGGGUGCCAGGCCCCCCUCCCUUUGCUGGCGGUGCCCCCCCUGUGGGCCCCCCUGCCAUGCCGGCUGGCCCCAGUAGUCAGGGCCCCCCUACUCCCUUUUUCCAGCCCCCUGCCAUGGCCCGACCUCCAGGCCCGCCCCCACCCUACAGCCAGCCUUCCGGGCCGCCACCUCCUUACGGGCAGCCUCCCGGUCCUUCUGUGAGGCCUCCUGCGUACAACGCCUACCCCACUCCCGGCCCAACCUACGGAGCCGCCCCCGUCCGCCCUGCCCCCAGCCCUUACACCGGCUACAAUGCCCCCCCUGUCACCCAGAUGGGCCCGCCGCCCCCCGCUCCGCUGGGUGCUGUGCGGCCCCCACCUUCUUUCGGGGUGGGUGGCCCUGCUGCUGGCGGGCCCGGCCCUGGCCCCGCUGCGGUCCCCUUUGCCGGCCCACCUCCUGCGUAUGGCGAGCCUGGCGUGCCCAGCCAGCCCCCGCCGCAGUCCCCGCGCCAGCGGCUCCUUCAGCAGCAGGCGGCCACAGCGGGGUACCCCCCUGCGCCUGGCCCGUACGGCUACGGCCAGCAGCAGGCGCUGGUGGAGGACUUUGAGAGCCUGACCCUCACGCCGCAAAUGGGGCCCGGGGGGGCCACGGACACAGUCGCGAAUGCUGAGGCGCUGCCGCGGCCAUUGGCGGUUGCCGACGUGCCGCCGUUCACAGCGGCAGCCAACAGCCCGCCCACCUUCUUCCGGUUGACCUGCAACGCCAUCCCCAGCUCCGGCAGCCUGCGCGCCCGCUGGCACCUCCCGCUGGGGGCCGUGCUGCAGCCCCUCGCGCGACCCCAGAAAGGGGAGGAGGUCCCCGUGGUCAACUUUGGCCCUUCAGGCAUUGUGCGCUGCCGGCGCUGCCGCACAUACGUCAACCCGUAUGUAACCUUCACCGAUGGGGGUCGCCGCUGGCGCUGCAAUGUCUGCGCCCUGCUUAACGAAGUGCCGGUGGAGUACUUUUGCGCGCUGGACGCCAAUGGGCGGCGCCAGGACGCGGACCAGCGGCCGGAGCUGGCGCGCGGCAGUGUGGAGUUUGUGGCGCCGCAGGAGUACAUGGUGCGCCCGCCCAUGCCGCCCGCCUACCUCUUUGUCAUCGACGUCUCCGCCAACGCCGUCGCCUCCGGCAUGCUCCCGCUGCUGUGCGGUGCGGUGCGCGCCAGCCUGGACCGGCUGCCCGGAGACUCGCGCACGCGCAUCGGCUUCGUCACCUUCGACAGCACGCUGCACUUCUACAACCUGAAGGCCAGCCUGGCGGCGCCCCAGAUGCUCGUGGUCACCGACCUGGAGGACCCCUUUUUGCCGCUCCCCGACGAGCUGCUGGUCAACCUGAGCGAGAGCCGCGCUGUGGUGGAUGCGCUGCUGACCAGCCUGCCCGCCUUCUUUGCGGGCAGCACCAACCUGGAGGCCGCGCUGGGCCCUGCGCUGAGCGCGGCGCACCUGCUGCUGGCGCGCCUGGGCGGCAAGGUGCUGCUCUUCCAGGCCGGCCUGCCCAGCCUGGGGCCGGGCCGCCUGCGCACGCGCGGGGACGACCCGCGCCUCUACGGCAGCGACCGCGAGCACACACUGCGCAUCGCAGAGGAGGCCUUCUACAAGAAGACGGCCGCCGAGUUCAGCCGCGUGCAGAUCGGGGUCAAUGCCUACCUCUUCGCCAACUCGUACAUCGACGUGGCGUCCCUAGGCACUCUGCCGCGCUACACGGGCGGGCAGGUGUACUUCUACCCCGGCUUCACCCCCGCCGCGGACGGAGCGCGCUUUGCGUGGGACCUGCAGCACGACCUGGAGCGCGAGACGGCGUGGGAGGCGGUGAUGCGCAUCCGGUGCGGCAAGGGGCUCAAGAUCAGCAGCUUCCACGGGCACUUCUUCAUCCGCUCCACGGACCUGCUGGCGCUGCCGUGCGUGGACGAGGACAAGGCGUUCGCCAUCCAGAUCAGCCACGAGGAGCAGCUCGUCCCGCAGCAGACGGUCUACUUCCAGUCCGCGCUGCUCUAUACCAGUUCCUCGGGCGAGCGCCGCAUCCGCGUGCACACGCUCGCCGCGCCGCUCGUGGCCGACCUGGGCGACAUGUACAAGGCCGCCGAUGCGGCCGCGUGCGUCAACGUGCUGGCCAAGCUGGCCGUCGAGAAGUCGCUGUCGGACCGCCUCGAGGCGGCGCGCGGCGUGGUGACGGCCAAGGCCAUCCAGGCGCUGCGCGAGUACCGCCAGCUGUACCCCGCCGCGCAGCUGCGCACCGCGGGCGGGCGGCUCAUCUACCCGGACACGCUGCGCCUGCUGCCGCUCUACGCGCUGGCCGUCACCAAGGCCACGCCGCUGCGGGGCGGCUUCCAGGAGGUGACGCCCGACGAGCGCAGCUUCGUGGGGUACGAGCUGAUGACGCUAAGCGUGCCGCGCCUGCUCAAGCUGCUCUACCCCACGCUCUUCCGUGUGGACGGCCUCCCCCCCGAGGUGGGGCGGCCCGGCCCUGACGGUACGGUGGUUGUGCCGGCGGCGCUGCCGCUGAGCGCGGAGCGGCUGGACGUGCGCGGCGCGUUCCUGCUAGACGACGGCCUGCGCAUGGUGCUGUGGCUGGGCAAGCAGCUGCCGCCCGAGUACGCCGCCAGCAUCCUGGGGGCGGAAGCCGCAGGCCUGCCCGACCUCACCCAGGUUGUGCUGACGCCCCAGAAGAAUGCAACGUCGCAGCAGCUGCUGGCGCUGAUUGCGCACCAGCGCGAGGGCGCGGGCGUGUACCCGCCGCUGGUGCUGGUGCGCCAAGGGGAGCCGCGUGAGGCGCUCUUCUACCAGGGCCUGGUCGAGGACAGGGGGGUCGGGGGGGUUAGCUACGUCGACUGGCUCAGCACCCUCCACAGGCAGGUCCAGCAGAAGGCGUAGCCUAGGCUGGUCAGGAAUUGACACGUGAGAGUCGCAUCAUGAAAAGGUUGUGGUCCAGUCAAAGCGCGAGCAGUCUCGACAGUUACUUGACAACAGUGUGGCGACCGGUUGCCACAUUGAUUGGUCGAUUGGAACAUGCAUACAAAGCAUCCAGUGCUCGAAGGUCGUUUCGAGCAUGUUUGCCCAAUCGAAUGGGUCUUCCUAAAUAAAUCAUAAAAUCGACUGCCCCAUUGCUUGCUUGAAGUAAGACAUCCACCUAGCUACACUGAACUGUUUUUCGACAUCUGUUGAGAUCGCAUUCAAUUCCAUGCAAA